This is a messenger RNA of Leopardus geoffroyi (Geoffroy's cat), 3124 nucleotides long. It is a transcript of the gene SPIRE2, whose product is annotated as spire type actin nucleation factor 2. Bases 97 to 2169 code for a protein of 690 amino acids. Gene Ontology annotation, cellular component: cytoplasmic vesicle membrane; cell cortex. The transcript has 15 exons. Gene Ontology annotation, biological process: actin filament network formation; cleavage furrow formation; Golgi vesicle transport. The record is from RefSeq and is a predicted model, not a curated record. Gene Ontology annotation, molecular function: actin binding. Lineage: Eukaryota; Metazoa; Chordata; Mammalia; Carnivora; Felidae.
GGGACCCGCCCCCCGCGCUCGGCGGGUGCGUCGGCCGCCCCGGCGCGGCUGUUAUGGAAACCGGCCGGGCGCGCAGGAGGCGAUAAUGGGGCGGCCAUGGCCCGGGCCGGCAGCUCCAGCGGCGACGCGGCCGCGGGGGAGCGGGCCGGGGGCGCGGGGCGGCCCGAGCCGUGGGAGCUGUCCCUGGAGGAGGUGCUGAAGGCGUACGAACAGCCCAUCAACGAGGAGCAGGCGUGGGCCGUGUGCUUCCAGGGCUGCCGCGGGCUGCGGGGCGCGCCGGGCGGCGGGCGGCGCAUCCGGGACACGGCCGACAUCCUCCUGCGCCGGGACGGCUCGGUCAGCGCGCGGCGGGAGCCAGGGGCCGCGGAGUCCACAACGAUGGUGUUGUCACCAGCCAGCUCAGAAGCCCAGAUGGUGCAGUCCCUGGGCUUUGCCAUUUACCGCGCGCUGGACUGGGGCCUGGACGACAGCCAGGAGCGAGAGCUGAGCCCACAGCUGGAGCGGCUCAUCGACCUCAUGGCCAACAACGACUGUGAGGACGGCGGCUGCGGGGCUGCGGAUGAAGGCUACGGGGGCCCGGAGGAGGAAGAGGAGGCGGAGGGCGGCCCCCGCGCCGUGCGCACCUUCGCCCAGGCCAUGCGGCUCUGUGCGGCGCGCCUGACCGACCCGCGGGGCGCCCAGGCGCACUACCAGGCCGUGUGCCGCGCCCUCUUCGUGGAGACGCUGGAGCUGCGGGCCUUCCUGGCCAGGGUCCGGGAGGCCAAGGAGAUGCUGCAGAAGCUUCGGGACGAUGAACUGCAGGUAGAGAAGCCUCUGGCGGAGCUUGACAACCUGGGACACACAGACUGGGCCCGGCUGUGGGUCCAGCUCAUGCGGGAGCUCCGCCAUGGAGUGAAGCUUAAGAAGGUGCAGGAGCGAGAGUUCAACCCCUUGCCCACCGAGUUCCAGCUCACCCCCUUCGAGAUGCUGAUGCAGGACAUCCGCGCCAGGAACUAUAAGCUGCGCAAGGUCAUGGUCGAUGGAGAUAUCCCUCCCAGGGUGAAGAAGGAUGCCCAUGAACUCAUCCUGGACUUCAUCCGCUCCCGGCCUCCGCUGAAACAGGUCUCAGAGAGAAGGCUUCGCCCCUUACCCCAAAAGCAGAGGACCCUGCAUGAGAAGAUCCUGGAGGAGAUCAAGCAGGAGCGGAGGCUGCGCCCGGUGGGGGCCGAGCGCUGGCGUGGCCGGGGGUUUGGCUCUCUGCCCUGCAUCCUCAAUGCCUGUUCUGGGGACACCAAGUCCCCUUCCUGCAUCAACCUGUCUGUCAUGGACGCCGGGAACAACACCCAACGCCCACGGCCCCGGGUCCUGCUCAAGGCGCCCACCUUGGCUGAGAUGGAGGAGAUGAACACAUCUGAGGAGGAAGAGUCUCCGUGUGGGGAGGUGACACUGAAGCGGGACCGCUCUUUCUCGGAGCAUGACCUGGUCCAGCUCCGGAGCGAAGUGGCCUCUGGCCUGCAGCCAGGCACUCAGCCCCAAGGAGGGUUGGAAUCAUCCCGGCCCCGCACGGGCAGCAUGCACGCCUGGAGGCCAAGCACCCAGGAGCAGGGUUCCUUCCCUGUAAGUGUCCAGGUCCAGCCUGACCCUAGCUCUCUACCACACAGUGACCUGGGCUCAGCAGAGGACCGGCCGGAGGCUUCUGCAGCCCCAGACACCAAUCAUCUGUGGCUGGAGUUCAGCCACCCCGUGGAGAGCCUUGCUCUGACCGUGGAGGAAGUGAUGGAUGUGCGCCGUGUGCUGGUAAAGGCCGAGAUGGAGAAGUUCCUGCAGAACAAGGAGCUCGUCAGCAGUCUCAGGAAGGGGAAGAUUUGUUGCUGUUGCCGAGCCAAGUUCCCGCUGUUCUCCUGGCCACCCACCUGUCUCUUUUGCAAGAGGGCCGUCUGCACUUCCUGCAACAUCAAGAUGAAGAUGCCUUCUAAGAAGUUUGCACACAUUCCUGUCUACACGCUGGGCUUUGAGAGUCCUCGGAGGGUGUCAGCUACCAAAACGACGCCGACCCAGAGAAGAGAUGCCUUCCAGUGCGUUCCUUUGCCCUUUGCUGAGAUCCCUGCAGGGGCCUCAGUGGCCGAGUGUGGAGGAGGCAUUCCCGCACAUCUACACCCACGGCUCUGUCCUCAAGGACGUCUGCAGUGACUGCACCAGCUUCGUGGCAGACGUCGUGCGCUCCAGCCGCAAGAGUGUGGAUGCCCUCAACACCACGCCUCGCCGCACCCGCCAGACCCAGUCCCUGUACAUCCCUAACACCUGGACUCUCAACUUCAAGUGAUGGCUCUCAGCCUUCCUGCGACACCUAGCCAGAGGCUUUUCAAGGUGGCCAGACCUCUGAGGAGGAGCCAGGCUCGUCCUGGACCUGGCUGAGAAACUCCCUAUCCUGAGGCACAGCUGCUGGCCUGCCCUCCUAAGUGUGCAUGUACAUAUAUACAUAUAUAGAUACAUUUAUACGAUAUAUACACACAGCCUAUAUAUUUAUAUACAUCCGUCCUGGCCCUAGAGUGUAUUUGGGGUCAGGCUCACUGCAGGACCCUCCCUGGGGGAGGCUGUUUCCUGUUGGGAGACCUUGGGUGGGAUGGGAGUGGGUUUUCUCACUCGGGAAGGGCAUGUUGGAGACACAACAGUGGGUUCCAGAUGAUGGGGCUCUGGAGAGACCCCCACCCCCGUUUUUGUUCUUUCCUCCAUCCCAAGGAUGAGAACACGGCAGCUUCCCCUCCCUGGGUAGAUGUCCAGGUUGGGACAGGACACCGUGGUUCCCGGGUAGACGGGCGCAUCCUGCUGGCCUCUGCACUCUGAGCAGGAGCCCAGGCAGCAGAGGCCACUGGGGAAGACCGUGAGUGGGCUGAUCUUCUCCUGGUGGGUGUCACGCCCUUCCACUUGGAAGGCCCAAGGCCAAGCUCACUCCUUGCUCCCUGCCCAGCAUCCACGCCCCAGCCGGUAUGCCACAUGGCUGGUGUUGCCAUACUCACAGACUCAGAGGCCCAGAGAUGGUGCUGGUUCCAGGGCCCUGGCGAUGCUGGGGCUCCCGGUACAGGGAGGAACUCUGUAAAUUUGUCCCCGAGGCCACUCUUGGCCUAAUAAAGGUGGUCUCACGGUC